Molecule: messenger RNA, 553 nt
Organism: Acaulospora morrowiae
Lineage: Eukaryota; Fungi; Glomeromycota; Glomeromycetes; Diversisporales; Acaulosporaceae
Source: the annotation of a GenBank genome assembly
CCGUUAUGAGAGUUAUUUUUACGGCUCGUGAAGAUAUGGUUCCAUAUGUUGCAGAUAUUAUGGAUCACCUAAAUAAAAUAUUAGGUGAAAUCAGCAAAAAUCCGAGUAAUCCACGUUUCAAUCAUUACGUUUUUGAAUCAAUUGGUGCAUUAGUGAAGUUUAUUUGUUCCAACAAUCCAGCUGCAUUACAAGAUUUCGAAAGUAUAUUACUUAGACCAUUUCAGGCUAUCUUACAGCAGGAUGUUGUUGAAUUUGUUCCAUAUGUGUUUCAAAUAUUUUCACAGCUCCUUGAAUUUCACCAAGAAACGCAGUUGCCAGAUAUAUAUAAAAGCCUUCUACCAGCUCUAUUAUUACCUAAUCUUUGGGAGUCUUCUGGCAAUGUACCUGCCCUGGUCAGGAUGCUUCAUGCAUAUAUAUACCGCGAUUCCAGUGGCAUCAUUGCGAAUAAACAAUUAGAACCAAUUCUAGGUAUCUUUCAGAAAUUAAUUGCAUCGAAAGUCAACGACAAAUAUGGACUUGAAUUAUUAUGCACUAUUGUUCAAUACGUGCCAAC